AUGAUUUUCGACGACGACAUCCUCUUCCCUAAAACCUCCGCGAUGCGUAAUGCUUCUUGCGAUGGAACGGUGAAUGUCAUCGGUAAGCGGGCUUCGCGCAGUAUGAUAUUUCAAUUGGUAGUAGGCAAAAACCGGGCCAACGAGCCGGACCGAGAUUAAGACAAAAAUUGGCGGGCCCAGCUAUGACAAAUUAUAGGAAAAUGCUUCAGAAAGGUGGCAGAAAAGUAAAUUUAAAGAUGAUUUUUGGUCAGGAAUUGGGCUUUUUUGGAGCACUUCUUAUUUAGGGAGCAAAGAAUUGCUCUUUUCCGAAUAUGCUUUGCCGAAAGUAAGCGGUUUUGAGAAAAAUGCUGAUCAAAACUCAUGCACUAUAAUUAUCUGAAAUUAACUUUGUCUAAGAAACGGCUUCUCUUUUUCUUCUUGCUCCCUUGAAGUGUACAUAUUUUCAAAUAUAUCUAUAUAUAUAUAUCUAAACAGCCAGCAACUCUUAUCACUUUGGCACUGUUGUAGAAUCGUGGACCAUUUGGAAAAAUCGUGGACCGAAAAAAAAAUCGGGGACCGAAGCGAGGGUUUCAUGGACCCGAAAUCAGUUUUUAUUCCAGUUUUCAUUUACGCUCAUUAUUUUUCUAUUAUUUUUCCAAAACGAAGACAAGUCAGAAAACGAAUAUUCAUCUCCUUAUGGGUCUAUACGUGAAGUUCUAGCAGCAGCACAGGAUCAACUCGUGAAAGGAACACAAAAAUUCUGAAAAAAAAUCAGGGUGGUACUAUAAGAAAUGGAGAACAUUUUCCGACUUUGACAUUCGGCAAAACAUUUCUGGAAACUUCUUGAAAAUUCGCAAAAUUUUCGCUAAAUGUGACACUGAUCAAAAUUACACCAGCUGGUUCCAUUGGAGGAUCAUCGUCUCAUAAAAGUCAAAAUAGCGAAAAUUUUGCGAAUUUUGCCAAAUCUCAAAGUCGGAAAAUUUUCUCCAUAUCUUAUAGUACCACCCUAAUUUUUUCAGAAUUUUCUAAAGCGGCAAAAAAAAGAAAUUCCCUAGUUUGACUGGGUGCUGUUCAACACGCUGAGAAUUUGUUAAUCUGAGCAAUACGAAAAACUACUGUAGAUAGCUUUUCUACUGUGAAUUUAACUGCUUUUUUGAAUUUUUGAAUACUUCUACUGAAUUGGUUUCGAAAUGUCCCGUAGCCGUUACUUCUGCUGGUGAUGAUGACUCUGAUCUUCGAGGUGAAUCACGAUGAAUGUUCCUUUCACGAGUUGAUUCUGUGCUGCUGCUAGAACUUCUGUAGGGCCCAUGUCGACAAGGUAAUAUUCCGCCAGUCCCCAAUUCUUGUGAGGAUGCAGUAUUGCGAGAGGAUUCAAGUGCACGAAUAGACCAAUAAGAAGAUGAAUAUUCGUUUUCUGACUCGUCUUCGUUUUGGAAAAAAUGGAAAAAUAAUGAGCGUAAAUGAAAACUGGAAUAAAAACUGAUUUCGGGUCCACGAUUUUCUCGGGCCCAUGAAACCUUCGCUUCGGUCCACGAUUUUUUUUUUGGGUCCACGAUUUUUUUUUUCAGUCCACGAUUUUUCCAAAUGGUCCACGAUUCGACAACAGUGUCAUCACUUUCUUUUGAACACAACAGUAAAUUGCUUCAGGGUUGAACAUGGGGAUAUGUCUGUUCGUCACCGGGAUCGUCGCCGCGGCCGCAAUAAUGGGUUGCGUGCUCCUUCUGAUCUGCGUCAAACUCGCCACCGAUCGUGACGAGGCCAAGACGAAAAAGGCAUCCGCCAGAGGAUACGCUGUGGAGUCUGCUGACACUGGAAAGACUCCGGCCGCCGCUCCAACAUCAUCCGAUCGCAAUGACGCCAGUCAGAAGAACACCGAUGAAAUCGCCGGUCUCACAACUGCGUAA
Messenger RNA from Caenorhabditis sp. 36 PRJEB53466, 1883 nucleotides. Lineage: Eukaryota; Metazoa; Nematoda; Chromadorea; Rhabditida; Rhabditidae. The record is from the annotation of a GenBank genome assembly.